GAGGCGCCAACAUGGCGGCGGCCGGCGCCGAGGCCACUCGGCUGCUCCUGCUGCUGCUGGUGGCGGCGGCGGCGCCCAGCCGGGCUCGGGGCAGCGGCUGCCGGUCCGGGGUCGCUGCGCGGGGCGCAGGUGCUGAGGCUCGAGAAGGCGAGAGCUGUGGCACGGUGGGCCUGCUGUUGGAGCACUCUUUUGAGAUCGAUGACAACGCGAACUUCCGGAAGCGGGGCUCGCUGCUCUGGAACCAGCAGGACGGGUCCCUGUCCCUGUCACAGCGGCAGCUCAGUGAGGAAGAACGGAGCCGGCUGCGGGAUGUGGCAGCCGUGAAUGGCCUCUAUCGCGUCCGAGUCCCCCGGCGCCCGGGCACCCCUGAAGACGCUGGUGCGGGCAGCUACGUGUCUUCCUUCGUUCCCGCGUGCUCGCUGGUGGAGUCGCACCUGUCGGACCAGCUGACUCUGCACGUGGACGUGGCGGGCGGCCUGGUGGGGGUGUCCGUGGUCACCGUGCCUGGGGGCUGCCGUGGCCGUGAGGCGGAGGACGUAGACCUGGAGGUCUUCAACACGUCGGUGCUGCUGCAGCCGCCGCUGCCUGCGCCGGGCCCCGAGACGGCCGCCUUCAUCGAGCGUCUGGAGAUGGAGCAGGCGCAGAAGGCCAAGAACCCCCAGGAGCAAAAAUCCUUCUUCGCAAAAUAUUGGAUGUACAUCAUUCCCGUCGUCCUGUUCCUCAUGAUGUCCGGAGCGCCCGACGCGGGGGGCCAGGGCGGCGGGCAGGGCGGGGGCCAGGGCGGGGGCAGCGGCCGGUGACAGCUCAGGUCCCCCUGCCCGGGGGUACGGCCCAGACUCUCCUCACAUCAAGCCCUGAGUCUUGGGUGGCGGCCGGUACGUGGCUGCCCCCUGCUGCCCCCAGCCACCUUCCCUCUGUGCCUGCCCCACCUGCCUGUUUACCUGCUUCUCCCCAGGUUGUCUGUCCUCUCAGCUCCCUAACACCCCUACCCUCGUGCUGUCUCUGAGCAGACUUGGGGGGUUCUAACCUACCAGGAUCCCUUGGCCCAGAUACUUGCAGGUUGGAAGGAGACGUUCUGGGUCAGAGCAGACUUGGGCCUGAAGCUAACGCAGCUAGAGCUGGGGCCCUGUCUGGGGUUCCCACCUCCGUCCCUGUCACUGUAGGCUUUCCUGCCCCCCCCC
Molecule: messenger RNA, 1181 nt
Organism: Suncus etruscus (white-toothed pygmy shrew)
Lineage: Eukaryota; Metazoa; Chordata; Mammalia; Eulipotyphla; Soricidae
Gene: EMC10
Product: ER membrane protein complex subunit 10
Exons: 7
Coding region: 12-800 (262 amino acids)
Cellular component (GO): EMC complex
Source: RefSeq, a predicted model, not a curated record